CUUGAAGGAUGGAAUGAGGUGGCGGUUUGGCAGGAAUUCAAACCGCCAUUCAUCUCGGGGGAAAUAUGGACGACAUAUAUUGAGCACGUGACCUCAGAGCGGUUCUCACGGCGCUCACAGUCUGGCGCCGACAACCGGAACCGGCAAAUUUAUGGUUCGGUGACCACGCACACUGGCGGAUCCGUCCCAUUCAGCGCACAUGCAAAGCGGAUGGUAAGAUUAAUUUUAUUGAAAUAUAUCGUUAAUUAAUUUGUCGUUCCUUAUAAUAUAUUUAACUUUCAACCUAUUUUUUCCUUACAGGCUGCGUCUCUUGGACGUGAACCGAGUCCAAUGGAGCUGUUUCUAGAGACGCAUGUGCGGAGUCAAGACCGUAAAAAAGGGGUGCAGCAGUUCGUGGACAACCGUGCUCAGCACUUCGUGGAGACCUAUAAUAGCCGGUUGAGGGAGAGAUAUGGGGACAAUCCGUCGACCCAUCCAGAUUUCGAUCCAGAUUUGUGGAUGGAGGCGGGAUCGUCUGGUGGACCCGAUAAAAACAGGGUCUACGGGCUCUCCAACACUACGGCUGACAACUUGCGUUCGACUCGUAGUGUCUCAACUGUUGGAAGCUCUCCAUCAGUAUCGAACACCCAGUCUGAGGAGUUCAUUGCGUUGAAACAACAAUAUCAACAACUCUCGACGAAUUAUGAUGAGCUCCGUCAAAUAGUCAUGGAGAUGAGAUCAAAGAUGGGUGACGAUACUUGUGCAGCUUCUUUUUGGCCGUUUGGUCCCGGGAACAACCAGCCUCCUCCUCCUCCGCCUCCUCCUCCAGCUCCGCCGCUAUUCUAGUUUAAUUUUGUUUUUUAAACACAUUAAAUUUGUAAUGAAUAUUAUUACUUUUACAUUUUUAAUGUUUAAUGCAUUUUUAUUUGUUUAUUAA
Molecule: messenger RNA, 916 nt
Organism: Populus trichocarpa (black cottonwood)
Lineage: Eukaryota; Viridiplantae; Streptophyta; Magnoliopsida; Malpighiales; Salicaceae
Exons: 2
Coding region: 331-825 (164 amino acids)
Source: RefSeq, a predicted model, not a curated record